Molecule: messenger RNA, 3426 nt
Organism: Anoplopoma fimbria (sablefish)
Lineage: Eukaryota; Metazoa; Chordata; Actinopteri; Perciformes; Anoplopomatidae
Gene: frmd4ba
Product: FERM domain containing 4Ba
Biological process (GO): establishment of epithelial cell polarity
Cellular component (GO): cytoskeleton; bicellular tight junction; adherens junction
Molecular function (GO): cytoskeletal protein binding
Source: RefSeq, a predicted model, not a curated record
AUGACUGAGGGCCGUCUGUGUCAGGUUCUCCUCCUCGAUGGCAGGAAACUGGAGCUGCUGGUUCAGCCCAAGCUGUUGUCCCGCGAGCUGUUGGAUCUGGUGGCCUCACAUUUUACCCUGAAGGAGAAAGAAUACUUUGGGUUGUGCUUCAUAGAUGACACUGGCCAGAGUAACUGGCUCCAGCUGGAUCGUAAAGUCCUUGAUCAUGACUUCUCCAAGACUGCAGGGCCUUUGGAACUCAAGUUCCUUGUGAGGUUUUAUAUUGAGAAGAUCACCUUCUUGAAAGACAACACGACAGUGGAGCUGUUCUUCCUGAACGCUAAAUCCUUAGUGUUUAAUGAGACCAUCGAGGUGGAGAGUGGAAAUGUUUUCAAGUUAGCUUCAUUCGCAUUGCAGGAGGCCAAAGGAGAAUACACCAGUGCUGAGACUGCCAGAUCCGACCUGAAGCAGCUCCCACUUCUGCCCACCAGAGUACUAAGGGAGCACCCAUCUCUCAAUUACUGCGAGGACAAAGUGAUUGAACACUACAAGAAACUGAAGGGACUGACAAGAGGACAAGCUAUCGUGCAGUAUCUGGCCCUGGUGGAGUCCCUGCCGACAUACGGAGUCCAUUAUUACCCAGUGAAGGACAAGCAAGGACUACCGUGGUGGCUGGGAGUCAGCUACAAGGGCAUCGGCCAGUACGAUCUGCAGGAUAAACUGAAGCCGAGAAAGCUCUACCAGUGGAAGCAGUUAGAGAAUUUGUAUUUCCGAGAGAAGAAAUUCGCUGUCGAAGUAAACGACCCACACAGAAGAACAGUGACCAAGCGAACCUUCGGGCAGGCUGGUCUGGUUAUUCACACAUGGUAUGCCAGCCACUCUCUGAUUAAAACCAUCUGGGUGAUGGCCAUCAGUCAACACCAGUUCUACCUGGACAGGAAGACAAGCAAAUCAAACAUCUCCACCACCAGGAGUACAGGAGACAUCGCCAUGGACCUCACAGAGAUCUCCGCUCCGAGGAUCAUUAAACUUUCCAGCAUUGAGAGCAGAGACCAGCUCAUCAUGGCCAGCAACGGCAGCCUCAUCUCAGCCGGUUCCGCUGACUCUGAAGUCAGCGAGGAGCAGAAGAAAGAGAAGGUUGCCGAGUUGAAAAAGAAACAAAAACACCUUCAAGACACACUGAUGCAGAAAACUGAAGAACUGAAGAAGAUUUGCGUGAGAGAAUCUGAGCUUACGGGCAGAUUGCCUGAAGAGUAUCCCUUGGCCACAGGGGAGAAGGCACCUCACGUACGACGGCGUGUCGGGACAGCCUUCAAGCUGGAUGACCUUUUCCCAUAUGAUGAGGACCCACAUCUGAGGAACCUGGAGAGCAGGUUUGCCUUGCAGCAGAAGAUUGUGGAAGCAGCCAUCAAGUUAUCCAACGAGGGCGACCUCUGCAAAACGGUGAAGAAAAAGAGGAGAAACAACUGUCUGGAUGCAAUGAGGAAGCUGGAGGAGAUCGAGAAGGAGAUCAACGCCUACAGGAUCAAGAAAGGAAGGAAACCCACCCAGAGAGCCUCACUGAUCUUAGCAGAUGAUGUCAACCCUUCAGACCUCAGCUCUCUAUCUGACAGCCUCACUCUGGAUGAUGAGGAUGAGCUCAGUUCUCAGAGACUGCGGUCCAGAUCGGUUCAGUAUUCCCCAAGACCCCACCAUGCUGAUACUCUGGACAUCCACUACAACAACGACAGACGAACCUCCGCCAAUGACCAGCAUGCAGACAGCAGAUUAAAUUACGGCCAAGUCCAGGAAUCACUCCACUUCAGUCACCGUGAUGCCUUAUCAAGCCACAGCAGCCCGUUUAAACCGUCUUCCAGACAGCCACGUGAUGCCCGCAGCAUGCCGCCCACCCCCCUCCUCACCCGCAACGCCUACAGCAGUACCCAGCUCAGAUCAGAAGAUGUUCCACAACAUUUCCGCCAGCGCAGCGGCAGUCUGGAGUCCCAGUCUCAGCUCAUGACGGAGACCGAGCCUCCAGUGCCAACGUACCCCUAUUCCCCGGCCAGACGCAGCAACAGCACCGAGGUCCUCGAUGACGGCUCCUCCUACACAAGCCAGUCCAGCGUUGAGUACAGCGUCCCCGGUAACCCCGCUAACAGGCGCAGAGUUCGCGGCCGCCACAGAAAAGACCUGUACGCCAACACAGGCAGCAUGCCCAACCUGGCUCAGCCGGACCCCCGCUACAACGGCUACCAACAGCGGGCCAGACCCACCACGACAGCCUACUACGUGACGGGCUAUCCCAGCUACACGGAACCGGAGCCGUACGCUAACGGAGCCUACGUGUACGACAACGAGAUGGAAGGACACUAUAACGUUAAUCCAUCGUACCACCACGCCCCGGCGGCUUACCACAGCCACGACAUGCACAGUCACUAUCGCAACGACGAGUUAGACGGCAUGUCGCAGAACUUGUACGCCACACUGCGGCCGCCCCGGCAACGCCAGGCGCCCCGCGGCAACGAGCAGGGCGGCCAGAACGUCCAGAAGGCUAUGGUUGCUGAGCACUUGAGAGGCUGGUACCAACGCAACGCGGCACCCAAACAGGCAGCAUACAACUACGACUACGACAGAGGCUCUCAGCAGAGCCUGGGCUAUCAGACCAUGCCUGCACCGCACAACAGCCACAACAGCAGGAGCGUCUACUCCUCAGUGUCCUCAGUGUCCUCUAGCGUAAACUGGCGCGGCCACAUGAGUGUUGGUGGUGGUAUGUCGGAAUACAACAUGCCCGUGCAAGCGCCGCAGACCUACUCCUACAGCACAGCCCCCUACACCCACUCCGCCCAUAACAGAUAUGACGCCUCCCAGCUUUUUAAAGGCCCCUGGCACAGCCCCGAUGGCCGGAGGCGCUGUGCUGUUUUCCCUGCUAGUUCUUCCUCCUCAGCUUCCUCCUCCACCUCUUCCCUGCCCUCCUCCCCCACCCCCUUAUCCUCCACCUACUCCCCCGGCUGUCGGGUCAGGCAGGUGGCCUCCAGCCCCGCGCAGCCACAAUCCUCCAGAGGGCACAGGCUCAAUAAGGUGUCCUUUGCUCAAGGUAGUUCAUAGUAAGUAAACAGCAACGGCCGGAGCCUGUGCGUUUGCUUCUUCAAGUUUGUCUGCAACGUGACUCCGUAGUCUGCUUGUUGAUGUUUUUGAAGUGAACUUUGCAUUUUUUUAGACGUUUGACUGGUCUUUCUUUCAUUGUCAUGUAUGAUGAAGUAACUGCAUGGCUUCCUUUUUUUAAAAAAAAAAAACAUGCCUGCCCUACUUCCACUUCCAGCUGGCAUAAUGUCAUCCAGUGGUCACAUUUCUCUGCCGUGUGCCUUUACAAAGUUUGUUUGCCUCUACUGUUGGCCUUCCUCUUGGCCCCUGUGCAGAGACUCCCUGCCCGUGUGCUGCCACUCACCCUUGACCUUUGCCCCCUCUCAU